Molecule: messenger RNA, 715 nt
Organism: Camellia sinensis
Lineage: Eukaryota; Viridiplantae; Streptophyta; Magnoliopsida; Ericales; Theaceae
Source: RefSeq, a predicted model, not a curated record
AUUGGAAAGUAUCAAGGAGGUUACCAUCACAAUCUAUCACAUUGGUAAUGAAUGGUGGGACCUUUGUGGUGGGCCCCAUGUUGAGUCUACUGGGAAAUAUUGAUAGGAAAUCUGUUGAACUUAAACCCGUUGCUGGUGCUUACUGGAGAGGACACACUAACAAACUGAUGCUCCAAAGGAUUUAUGGCACAGCAUGGGAGGAUGAAAAACAAUUGAAAGCAUACCUUCAUUUUAAAGAGGUGGCUAAACACUGGGAUCACAGGUGCCUUGGCCAAGAUCUUGAUCUGUUCUCGAUACAGGACGAAGCUGGUGGAGGUUUGGUGUUCUGGCAUCCAAAGGGGGCCAUUGUAAGACACAUAAUAGAAGAUGCCUGGAAAAAAAUUCACAUGGAACAUGGUUAGAUCUGUUGUACAUUCCCCACGUAGCAAAGGCAGAUCUUUGGAAGAUCAGUGGUCAUCUCGAUUUCUACAAAGAGAAUAUGUAUGAUCCGGUGAAGAUUGAUGAAGAACUUUACCAGCUUCGACCAAUGAACUGUGCUUACCAUAUUUUGGUUUAUAAAGAAGCUGCACUCUUGUAAGGAUUUUCCAAUCAGGGUUGCAGAGCUGGGAACUGUAUGUAGAUAUGAAUUAUCUGGAAGCUUACAUGGUCUUUUCCGUGUAAGAGGUUUCGCACAGGUACAUUUUCCUCUGAUUUACUUGGAAACUGUUAGUCCGUA